UAAAACUAUCCACGCACAAGUGGUAUAGCUACUUGGCUUCAAUGGGCAACGAUGAAGAGAUGGAUGUCUCCUCGUUGAUCAACAAUUUAUACUCCCUAUUUGACGAUCAAUAUUUCAAUCUCCACAACUCAUUAAACCAGCCUCAGAUUAAUCAAAGGAAGAGGAAAGCAGCCGAUUUGAGCACUUCUUCAUCUUCUUCAUCACCUCAACCAAACCUACUUAAUGCUAAUCGUCGUCGAGGAAGAAGAGCAAAGAAAGAAGACGAAGAAGAAGCAAUUAAGAGAGGUGAAGUGAUUCAUGUAAGAGCCAAGAGAGGCCAAGCCACCGAUAGUCACAGUUUAGCUGAACGGGUUAGAAGAGGUAAAAUUAAUGAGCGAUUAAAGUGUUUGCAAGAUAUUGUUCCUGGAUGCUACAAGACGAUGGGCAUGGCAAUGAUGUUGGACGAGAUCAUCAACUAUGUGAAGUCGUUGCAAAAUCAAGUGGAGUUUCUGUCGAUGAAGCUCGCAGCCGCAAGCUCCUUUUAUGACUUCAACGCGGACACGGAUGCCAUGGAGGCAAUGCAGAUGGCGAAUGCAUUAGAAGCAAUCAAGGCCGAGAAUGUAGUGGACCAACGACUCUCUUCUGCAGCUCAACUAGGCUACUACUAUCCACAUCAACAUUAUUAAUUCAAUAUUCUUUAAUUUUCUAUUAAAAAUUUGUAUAACCACUCAUCUCUCUAUAUGGAAAAAAAUGGAAAAUAUAGUGUUUGUUUUCUUCAUCAUCAUAUACUAUGAUAUAUAUCUAAUUGGAUUGGUACUGGUUA
Molecule: messenger RNA, 802 nt
Organism: Salvia hispanica
Lineage: Eukaryota; Viridiplantae; Streptophyta; Magnoliopsida; Lamiales; Lamiaceae
Product: transcription factor BEE 3-like
Biological process (GO): regulation of DNA-templated transcription
Cellular component (GO): nucleus
Molecular function (GO): DNA-binding transcription factor activity; protein dimerization activity
Source: RefSeq, a predicted model, not a curated record